Messenger RNA from Monoraphidium neglectum, 582 nucleotides. RefSeq lists its product as hypothetical. NCBI's taxonomy places the organism in Eukaryota, Viridiplantae, Chlorophyta, Chlorophyceae, Sphaeropleales, Selenastraceae. Bases 1 to 582 code for a protein of 193 amino acids. The record is from RefSeq and is a predicted model, not a curated record. The transcript has a single exon.
AUGACGGACGACGGCACCCUGGACGGCAUGGUGCGGCACGCGGUGUUCAACGACGGAUAUUCGUGGCUCAAGCAGCACGUUGCCGAGCGCUUCCUCCUCUUCUGCAAGCUCGCGUACGCUGCCGGCGCGCUGCCGCCCGCUUGGGACUGGCGCGCGUUCCUGGCGGUCGCAGGGCCGCUGAUCGCUGAGCCGAUGUCCAAGCAGGACGCCCGGGAGCGCUGGGGCGGCGAGAACAUCUUUGCGGGCGCGCUCGGGGGCCGCUCUCUGCGCUGGACGGCCGACACGAUCUUUGGGUUCAACUACAUGUUGGCGCAGCACGAGAAUCUUGUCGAAAAGGAAGCGCGGCCAGAGUUCCGGCCACUGUUCGAGCAAAUAUUUAACCGCCUGCCGCAGCUGCUCGCGGCUGCCAGGUCAGCGGCUGAUGGGGCAGACGCGUCCAUGUUCGACGACGUCGGCGGCGUUGAGGCGUGGGCGCGGCUGCUGGAAGAAAUGGAGGACCCUGCGGAGGCCCUGGGGCUCAUUCAGGUGUGCGUCUGGCGGGGCGGGGUGGGGUGGAGAAAUAUCUGCAUCGCACGUUCCUAG